Molecule: messenger RNA, 1017 nt
Organism: Notodromas monacha
Lineage: Eukaryota; Metazoa; Arthropoda; Ostracoda; Podocopida; Cyprididae
Source: the annotation of a GenBank genome assembly
AAAAAGCUACACGCUGGCACAUGCACAAUGAUUCACAUCCAAGGUAUAUUAAGAGCCCUCCGACGCUCCAAGCAGGUAUUCAAAGCCAGUGCAGAAACUGAAAACAAAACCAAAGAACGUGAAAAAAAAGUUGACUCUUCAAUCCUUGGAACAUUUUUAAAACGUCACAUAUUGUCGCUCAAAAUGGGUCUGGUCAUGAGUCGUGUUUGGGAAAUAAUUUUCAGCUCGUUUAAGAAACCCUGCCGGAUUUUGAUGAUCGGUCUGGACAAUGCUGGUAAAACAACGAUUCUGUACAAAAUGAAGUUGAAUGAACUGGUCACGUCCAUCCCGACAAUUGGUUUCAACGUCGAAUGCAUUGAUUACAAAAACCUGAACAUGACGAUUUGGGACGUUGGAGGACAGAAAACCAUACGAGCUCUUUGGCGCCAUUAUUACCAAAAUACACAGGCCGUCAUCUAUGUCAUCGACUCGAACGACGCGGAGCGACUGGCCGAAGCAGCGGAAGAAUUGCACGACGUGCUCCGAUCCGACGAAUUACCCCAAGACGCCGUUUUACUCAUUUUGGCAAACAAACAGGACCUACCGAACGCAAAAAGCAUUUCAGCCAUAACGGAAGCACUGAACCUGAGAUCCCUGCGAAACCGAGACUGGUUUGUUCAAGCAACUUGUGCAGCUAGAGGUGAAGGUUUGAUCGACGGCUUCGAGUGGUUGGCAAAAGCCAUCAACGCAAAAAAGUGAAAUGCCUUCAAGCGAGCGACGUGAUUUUUUUUUUCUGCAUGCUGUGCUUUUGAUAAAUUCGUGAAAGCAAACGAAUCGCUGGUUCAGGAGAGAUUCCGUUAUAACAAACUUAUGUAAAAAACCAGAAUUUAGUUACCAGAAAAUGUACAAAACUUUUCAGUUCGCCAGUAUAACGGAAUUCUCCUCGCACGUAAUUCUGAAUUGACUGAAACAAGCAUCGUUUAUUUUCAAAGGGUGUAAAUAAAAUCGGGGACAUUUCCGUGAAAGCCAUUCCAAAAA